This is a messenger RNA of Pocillopora damicornis (cauliflower coral), 1053 nucleotides long. Its product is annotated as ankyrin repeat domain-containing protein 65-like. NCBI's taxonomy places the organism in Eukaryota, Metazoa, Cnidaria, Anthozoa, Scleractinia, Pocilloporidae. The record is from RefSeq and is a predicted model, not a curated record.
CAAAAGGGUGCAGAUAUAUCUUUGACAGUAGGAUCUGAAAAGAGGAAUGCUUUACACACUGCAUCAGAGCACGGAAGUAUUGCAGCAAUUGAGUUAUUGCUCUCUCAUGGUUUAAGUGUUAAUUCGAGAGAUGGGAAGGGAAACACACCAUUAAUGUGUGCAGCAGCUUUUGGACAGAUAGAGUCUGUAAAUUGUCUUCUUAAACACGGAGCAGAUCCAUCACUGAAAGGGAAAGGUGGAUGGAGCCUUCUUCAUUGUGCUGCUCAGUCUGGCAAUGUCAUCAUUAUUGAGACCAUGCUUUCUAAAGGUCUUGAUAUUGAUUCCAGAGGUGAAACUCUGGGUUUAACCCCUCUGAUGGUUUCCAUAAUCUUUGAAAAAUUGGAGGCAGCAAAAUAUCUGCUUGAGAAGGGUGCUGAUGAAAGUUUGAAAACCACUGAGAGAAAAAUCUCUCUUUUGUCCCUUGCAUCAGCAGGUGGUUCUGUUGCAGCCAUUGAGAUGUUGCUCUCACAUGGUUGUAGCAUUGUUUCUAGAGAUAAUGAGAGAAACACGCCAUUGAUGCAUGCUGCACGUCUUGGAAAUACAGAGGUUUUAAAAUAUCUUCUUGCUCAAGGUGCUGAUCCAUUACUUCAAAAUAAAUUCGGACAAGGUCUGCUCCAUUUUGCUGCUCUUUCUAACAAUGCUGUCACUAUUGAGGCUGUGCUCUCUCAAAAUUUUGACAUAAAUGCUAGAUGUACUGACCUUGGUUUAACACCACUGUUGUUUUGCUUGAUAAACGGUAAACUGGAGGCUGCAAACUAUCUGCUUGCAAUGGGUGCUGAUGAAAAUUUGAAAAGUAAGGACGGGUUGACUGUUCUAUCUGCUGCAGCAAUCAGUGGUGACGUUGCAGUCAUUGAGAUGCUGCUUGAGCGUGGUCACAACCCUAAUUCCAGGGAUGGUUGUGAUGAGACACCCUUAAUGUGGGCUGUACGGGCGGGAAAUAAAGCAGCUGUCGAAUAUCUUCUUCCUCUUACACACGAGAGUGUUGUGAAAGGCCACAGAGGCCCACACUUUUAA